This is a messenger RNA of Helianthus annuus (common sunflower), 2207 nucleotides long. RefSeq names its product cysteine-rich receptor-like protein kinase 2. Lineage: Eukaryota; Viridiplantae; Streptophyta; Magnoliopsida; Asterales; Asteraceae. Gene Ontology annotation, molecular function: protein kinase activity; ATP binding. The transcript is spliced from 8 exons. Bases 32 to 1918 code for a protein of 628 amino acids. The record is from RefSeq and is a predicted model, not a curated record. Gene Ontology annotation, biological process: protein phosphorylation.
UAAAAGGCAAAUACAUAUAAACAAAAAGAAGAUGAGCAUGAAGUCAUGGCGUCUAGCCAGCCUGUGGGUGGUGGUGGUGGUGCUCAUAACCAUGGCAGAACAAGUGACCUCACAGCCGACCGAUAGAAAUAGCACUCUGUUGAGAUAUUAUUGUAGCAAGUACAGAGGUCUGAACGAUAAGUAUUUCUUGAGCAACCUUAACACCACCCUUUCUGGCCUCCGUAGCCAGUUAACCACAAGCCGCUAUGCCACGGCACGCACUUUGCUCAAUGGUGAGUCAGUAUGGGGCCUUGCUUGGUGCAGGGGAUAUCUUUCCAUUCCAGAUUGUCUGUCUUGUUUCGACUAUGCUGUUGAUCAGUUAAAAGUAUGUGGGUUUGCCAAUGGGGCUCAGAUUAUUUACAGCGACUGCCAACUCAGGUAUGAGAACAAUAACUUCUACUCUGAGGGUAGCAAUCGGCCUAUUGUGGUAUUAUGUGCCAACACAACAUCGCCUCAGCCAACAGAAUUCCGAAAAGCAGCAGAAAAGUUAUUAUCAGACCUUCAAAUUGCUGCACCAAGAGCAACAAACUACUAUGCAGCUUCUACAAGAAAAGUAGCUGCUGGUAAUGCAACCGUGUAUGCCUUUGCCCAGUGUCAUCAAAACAUAAGCCAAAGUGAUUGUUCCAAAUGCUUACAGUUGAGAACCGUGUAUAGCUGUCUUCCUACCACUUCUGGGCGGUCAAUGGAUAAUGGAUGCUUCACGAGGUAUGACACGACUCCAUUUUUUGGACGAAAUGAGACAACUGAUAUUUCAUCACUCCUAUGGGAUGGGGAUUCAAAUGAGAAGAAAUCAAUAAUUGGGGCAGUUGUUGGAGGUGUAAGCUUUCUGUUGCUUCUACUCGCAAUUUUCUUAUGGCAUCGCAGAUCAAAGAAGGCAGGUGGAGGCCAACAAGAUAAAUCAACAAGAUCAAUCGACCUGUUGCAAGGUCCAGCAGCAUAUAGCUACAAUGAUUUGAAAGUGGCAACUAAUAAUUUCAGCGAUGAGAACAAACUUGGCGGGGGGAUGCAUGGAGAAGUAUAUAAGGGAACACUCGAGAAUGGGGAUGAGGUUGCAAUUAAGAAAACCUUUAUGACCUCUAGCAGAGGAAAGAAACAUUUUAAGGAUGAACUUAAGAUCUUAGGUAAUGUUCACCACCGGCAUCUUCUACGUCUACUCGGAUAUUGUAGAAAAGGCCCACACUUAUUCCUUGUGCAUGAGUACAUGGAAAAUCAUAGCCUGGAUCAGUUCCUCUAUGGUGACAGAACGACAACUUUAAGCUGGAAACAAAGGUUUGGUAUAAUCUAUGGGACAGCAAGAGGUCUUGCAUAUCUACAUGAACAAUACCAUGUUACCAUCAUCCAUAGAGAUAUAAAAACCAGCAACAUUCUACUUGACAAUGAAUUUCAGCCAAAAAUUGCAGAUUUUGGGCUGAUAAGACUACUACCUGAAGAUAAGACUCGUCUCAGCACCGAACUGGCAGGGUCAUUAAAUAGUGGUUAUGUAGCACCUGAAUAUGCCAUUCAUGGACACUUAUCUGAGAAAGUUGAUACAUACAGCUAUGGUGUUGUGGUCCUUGAAAUUGUUAGCGGAAAGAGAUGCAAGGAAGGCAUACAUAAUAAAUCAGACACUCCAAACCUUCUUGAUCAUGCCUGGAAUCUAUAUGAGAGUGGCACACAUUUGAAUCUGGUGGAUGACAAACUAGACCCUAGUGAAUAUGCAACAGAAGAUGUAAUUAAGAUCAUAGAGAUAGCGUUGAUGUGCACUCAACCAACUGUUUCAGCUAGACCUGCAAUGUCUGAAGUGGUUAUUCUUCUAAGUGACAACACACUUGAGGAAAGACCACGGGUGAGGUCUACGACAGACGACGAGGUGAAGAUUCAAGUUGCUAUGGAAUCAUGAAUAAUAUCCAAUGCCAUUAAUGCUGUUAGUCAAUGGUGACCGAAUCACAAGGAAAAGAAAAUAAAGGAGUGAGACCUGGUUUGUUGGUCACACUCUGACCUACUUUAUGCUUUUGUUUGUUUACCUUUCUUAUAAGUAGCAGUACUUUUCUUUUCAUUUAGCACUUGUCGAAAUUACUUUUCUGGCUUCUUUAUCCAUUUGUAAGCAGUGAUGUAUUAAAAAUGUUUGAAGCUUUCGACUGCUAUUAUCUUGUAAUCCUUUCUGUGAUUACUUUUUGCCAUUAAUUUUA